GGAAGGUGAGCAGCAGCUCAGAUUGUUGGGAUCUAAAGCAGUCACACGUCUGAGUUUGGACUCGGAAACGUCGGAGAUCGACUUGACAAGACAGCACGACGGCGGCUGAAGCGAGCAGGUGUCCAGGAAGUAUCCGGAUGGAGACUGGGGAUGACUGUGUCCUCCGGUCCCGCUGCCGAGCCAUCCCUAAGAUGCCCUCCUUCCCUGAUUUGGACAGCUCUUUGAAAGGGGAGUGCAACCAGGGAGAGCAUCAGCAAAGCAAUGGAGACAACCACAUCACCAGCAAUGGAAAAAUUGAAGUGGAACAUGUGAUCAGCAAAAAGCUACAACUGAAAAGGAAAGCGGAGUACCUGAAGAGUGACCUGAUGCGUCAGUUUGACAGUCAGGUUAACAACUUCAUGGACAGUCUUAUCGAGGAGUCGGCCAGCCUGGAGCCUGCACCCGUACCUGCUGUCUUCUCACCUCCGCUGUCAGACAAGGAGAGGAGCAAACUCAGGCAUUUUCGGCCUCCCCAUGGCCAGGGCAAGCACUUUGUCAGUCGCAGGUCCCUCCUAGAUGAGCUGUUUGAGGUGAACCACAUCAGGACCAUCUACCACAUGUUUAUUGCCGUGCUCAUUCUCUUUAUCCUCAGUACACUGGUGGUAGAUUUCAUUGACGAAGGCAGACUGGUGCUGGACUUUGACCUACUGGUCUAUGCGUUUGGACAGUUCCCUCUGGUGGUGUGCACAUGGAUCUGCAUGUUCCUGUCUGUGUUGCUGGUUCCCUUCACCCUGUUCCACCUCUGGUCACAGACCCAGUCUGGGUCUUAUAGUCACCCCAGGUUGUUCAGUUUGCUUUUUGGCUCUGUGUUCCUGCUCUUCCAGGCCCUGUGUGUGGGUUUCCUGCCUACAUAUGUGGUGGUGACCAACAGUUUGCCACCUGCAUCCUGCUUCAUCAUCAUCCUGGAACAGGUGCGUCUCAUGAUGAAAGCCCACUCCUUUGUCAGGGAGAAUGUACCAAUAGUCCUCAACUGGGCUAAAGACAAGAGCAGCCCCAGUCCAGUGGUCCCUCAGGUUUCUCAGUAUCUCUACUUUCUGUUUGCACCCACACUCAUCUACAGAGACAAAUACCCCAGGAACCCAGUGAUCAGGUGGGGUUAUGUGGCCACAAAGUUACUUCAGGUACUAGGCAGUCUGUUUUAUGCCUAUUACGUGUUUGUGCGGCUGUGCAUCCCUCAGUUCCACAGCAUCAGUCUGCAGCUGUUUGACCUAAGGGCCAUGGUCCUCUGUGUCUUUAACUCCAUCUUGCCAGGAGUGUUGGUUCUCUUCCUGGCAUUCUUUGCCUUCCUUCACUGUUGGCUUAAUGCUUUUGCUGAGAUGCUCCGCUUUGCUGACAGGAUGUUUUACAAGGAUUGGUGGAAUUCGACCUCUUUUGCCAAUUACUAUCGCACUUGGAACGUCGUGGUCCAUGACUGGCUGUACUACUAUGUGUACCGGGACUUCCUGUGGAUGUCUCAGAAGCGUUGCAGACCAGCAGCCAUGCUGUUUGUGUUUACAGUAUCUGCUGUGGUCCACGAGUACAUUCUUGCUAUCUGCUUCGGUUUCUUCUAUCCCGUGCUCUUCUGCCUCUUCAUGUGCUUUGGAAUGAUGUUCAACUUCAUUCUGCAUGACCAAAGGAAAGGUCCCAUCUGGAACAUAAUCAUGUGGACAUCCCUCUUCCUGGGUCAGGGAGUCAUUAUCUGUCUGUACUCCCAGGAGUGGUAUGCCCAGCGCUACUGCCCCCUGAAAGAGCCUUCAUUCUUUGAGUUACUGAAGCCCCGCUCCUGGAGCUGUCAGAGAGGGCCGAUGGUGGAUUCUGAUAGGCUGUGAUCUACGUUUGGACCACUGCCGAGGACCAUCACCCAUCAGUUUAAAUUGGACCGGCCUUUCUGUUACUGUCUUAACUUCUGGUCUUUCACGUUUUAGUUUAUUGCACUAAGGUCUUUACUCUAACAGCAAAGUCAAAAUGAUGCCUUACUUACCCAUUUUAUGUUUUCAAAAACAAACCCAACAAAAUUACAAGUUCACAUAAGACCACAUGUGAACUCUUAUUUUUAUGUACUAUUUAAUUUACAGUUGCAUUCCCAUUACGUUUUGCCUUGAUCAACUGUGAAACCACUCCUUGUGCCAAUGUGAUAGUGGCAAUCAUGAUAUGGCAGCUGAAUACAAACAUCAUUCACAUAUGCAGUAAUAGUUCAUAUUUAACAAAGUUUGCAACUACUAUUCUAUUAUAAAUAACAUUUAAUAUGUUGUUUGGAAAGACUUUAAAUGUUAUUUAUGUUCACUGCCAGUAAGAUUUAUUUUGAAAAAUGGCUACUGUUUGGUGUUUUGUAUAAAUCUAUGAAGAACUCUGUAUUAUAACUUAAAGAUUGCGGUCAACUUCUCUGAAGAGCAAAAUGAAGGUGGCUUUUGACAUGCUGAUAUAGUUGGGAAAUAAUUUUAUAGUAAAUCUGAAACUGUGAUGCAGAGCUUAGAAAGAUUGUGUUACAUAUGUACAAUGUUUCCCAAAAACUAGUUUAAUACUCACUUUUCUCUUGUUCUCCAGCUGUCAGUCCACAAGGAGGUGGGGCACUCUUUAAAAAUCACGACACUAAACUCCAUCAAACAAAAUGCUAAACAAAUUAGAGGUGACGAUCCUGCUGUAAGGAGUUAAUGUAUUCUGUGACUGCUGAAUGUAUUCUUGAUGCUUUGAAUAUUUUCAGUUAUGGAGAAUAUUUCUUGCGAACCUAAAUUAUGUUUUAUUUUAUUCAUUACCAAUGUUGAAAGUUGUGUAAAGGUGAAAUACUACAAAAUAACUACUACUGUAACUGUUGCAGCUGGCUGCUUGAAUGUUAUAACACUGAAUUAGUGAUGAUACUUGAUUAGUACUAAGGGCUACAGUUUGCUUUGUCAGACACUGGGUAGAUUAAAUGAGACAGUGUUUUGUUGUUGAAAGCACACAAGUAUACAUUUUACAGUACAGUGAUUUCCGUGUCAAACUAAUAGAAUAAGGAAUGUUUAUACACAGUGUGCUUAUAGUUCUUGUGGUCUUGAAAUAAUGUGUUUACACAUUUGUAUUUUUGUUGUUGAAGAAAUCACAAAGUUAAUGCACAGUAAAUGUUGCCAAUUCUCACAUAUUCCAAUCCAGGGAGACUAUGUGAAUAAUGAGAUGCACAAUACAAAGUAAAAAACCAGCAAUGGAAAAUUCUGCACUUUCAAAAACUGUAUGACCACAAGGUGGCACUGUAUUAACAGCUUUUACUUUUGAUCCUUCCUCUGCUCAAUUUGGCUGUUAAUUGUGGUCAGGAGCUGGAGAGUCCAGGCAACCCAUACGAUUUUUUUAUUAACAAACACAAGUACCAGCAAUUUAUUUUUAUAAUAUGUACAGGUAAUAGAGAAAUAUUGGGAUUCCCUGUAGUAUAAUAAGUAACUCUUGAGAAGUCCACAUUUGGCUGAAGCUUUAAUUGUGCUUUAUGCCUCCGAGAUUUUGUUAACAAGGAUAAUAUUUAUGGUAGUGAAAAGAGCCAAGCUGCAGAAAUGCUGUUUAUUUAGAUGAAAUAUUUAUUUUUGGGAGCUGAGCAUUGCCUACUUACUUACAGUCAUAUUUGUGUUGAUUGUGAUCUCUUUUUUUUCUUGCCUUGAAUAGCUCAUUGUGUCUGGUGAUCAUUUAAUGAAUCAGUAUGUUGUUCUAUUUUUGGAUGUAGACAAAUAUAUUCUUUAAAGACACAUCAAAUUAUAAGAGCUAUUGAGAAUAAAACAUGAUGUAUGCUCUUUA
This is a messenger RNA of Morone saxatilis (striped sea-bass), 3771 nucleotides long. RefSeq names its product sterol O-acyltransferase 1 (gene soat1). The record is from RefSeq and is a predicted model, not a curated record. Gene Ontology annotation, molecular function: cholesterol binding; fatty-acyl-CoA binding; cholesterol O-acyltransferase activity. Gene Ontology annotation, cellular component: endoplasmic reticulum membrane. Gene Ontology annotation, biological process: cholesterol metabolic process; cholesterol efflux. The coding region runs from base 138 to 1847 and encodes 569 amino acids. NCBI's taxonomy places the organism in Eukaryota, Metazoa, Chordata, Actinopteri, Moronidae. The transcript is spliced from 16 exons.